UUGAAGCUCAUUAUCAGCUUGCAUACGUUGCCAAAUACAUUCACAGCUUUUGAGUUUAGAAGGCAUUAUCUGAGAUACUUUAUUUUGUCUCCAGCUUUCACUCAUGGAUUACAGGCUGAUCCUCUUUGGGUUCACAGGGACCCUGCUCAGUGUUGCCUGUGCCCAAAGCCGUCAGUACUACUUCGUGAACACUUCGCUUACAUGGACAAAUGCUCAGAGCUUCUGCAGAAGUGACUACACUGAUCUGGCCACCAUUGAAAACACAGCUGAUGUUGAUGCUUUUCUCAGAACCAACUUAAACUUUUCAGGCAAGGCUUGGAUUGGUCUCUAUGAUGACACAAUAAACAGCUGGAAAUGGUCCCUAAAUGACAGCAGCUUCUACGGUCCUGGACAAGACACAUUUAGGAACUGGUUUCCUACCCAGCCUGACGAUAAUUCAGGACAACAGCACUGUGUCACAUUUUAUGGUUCUAGUGUCGACUCUUUGGGCAGAUGGGAUGAUGCUGACUGCAUGUCCACAAUGCAGUUUGUGUGCUAUAAUGGUACUGUAGGAGGAUCACCAUCCUAUGUUGUCAGUACUUUUUCUCUAAAUUGGACUGAAGCCCAGAGAUUCUGCAGGGCGAAUUAUGUUGAUCUGGCCAGUAUUCGAAAUCUGACAGAAAAUGAAAUCAUCAGAAGCCUAGUAGGUGCCAGCAAUGUCUGGAUUGGUCUGUACCGGGAAAAGCUGUGGUCUGAUGGCACCCAGUCUCUGUUUCGACACUGGGCCAACGGUCAGCCAAAUGAUUCCUCUGGGGAUCAGUGUGUUGCUGGAUCCUUUACUGACUCCGGAAGAUGGUCGGAUGAAAAUUGCAGCAUGAGUUUGCCAUUCGUCUGUUACAGACCAGUUCCACCCAAUGCAGAAGGUUUUACAGUUUCAGCACAGGAUGAGACCAGUAUCACCCUGCAGUGGAGUAAAGUCAACAACAACACCAGCUUUGUCAUCCAGUUUAAUGGUGGUGAAAUAAAUAUUAUUGCAUCAGUGGCAGCUGGACUGGUAACUCACACAGUUUCAUCUCUCAGUCCUGGAACAAACUACACAUUCACUCUCUUCUCUGUUCUUGACGGCGUCAGAAGCAGUGGAGUCAGCAUUACUGCAGCUACUGCUCCCUCUUGUGCUGACUGUCAGUGUUGUCCCUCCGGCACAGAGUGCAUCACCACCAAUGGAGCUGUUCAAUGUCUCGACCCCUGUGCCAGCUACACUAUACUGAAUGAUACAUGGCGUUCAACAGAUAACACAGACCACAAUUUCUUACAAUGCGACAGGUACAUUGCCUGGAAUGGGUGGUAUCGCUUUUAUUUGGGGCAAAGCAGCGCUCAGAUUCCAGAGAAAUGUGUAGCAGAACGUAGAUGUGGAACCCAUUUUCCUUUGUGGAUAAACGGGGCUCAUCCAGUCCAGUUUAAUGAAAUCGUAACUCGCACUGUGUGUAGUUCCUAUUAUGGUUCCUGCUGCUAUUUUACCCCGCACACCAUCCAGAUCAAACUUUGUUAUGGAUACUAUGUCUACAAACUUCAAAGGCCAUCAACAUGCAUGCUGGCAUAUUGUGCAGAACCUUCAUUCCGAGUUUCAACACAAAAUGAGACCAGCAUCACUCUGCAGUGGAAUAAAGUCAACAACGACACCAGCUUUUUCCUCCAGUUUAAUGGCAGAGAGACAUUCAUCAGUUCACCAGAUGGAGAUGGACCAGUAACUCACACAGUCUCAUCUCUCACUGCUAGAACUAGAUACACAUUCACUCUCUUCUCUGUGUUUGAGAACGUCAGAAGCAGUGGAGUCAGCAUCACUGCAGCUACUGUACCUCCAAAUGCACGUAACGUCAGACUAUCAGAACUAGAUGAGACCAGCAUCACUCUGCAGUGGAAUAAAGUCAACUACGAUGUCAACUUUGUUCUCCAGUUUAACGGCACAGAGACAUUUAUCAAUACACCAUACAGAGAUGGACCAGUAACUCACACAGUCUCAUCUCUCACUGCUAGAACUAGAUACACAUUCACUCUCUUCUCUGUGUUUGAGAACAUCAGAAGCAGUGGAGUCAACAUUACUGCGGUGACUGGACCAAGCUAUAUAGUUGGAAUGGACCUAAAGUUAAGUUCUCAGAGAUAUCUGUCAGAAUCAGAGAUAGAAGAUGUUCUAGCAGAGUUCUAUAAACAAUAUGGUUUGCCACAGUUUUCACUGAAAGUCCGUAAGGUCAAGCCAUAAUGAUGAAGAAAGUCAAGGAUGAAAUCCUGGAGGAUCAACCUGCUACAGAUUCUUUAAAGAACAUCUACAUUUGUCUUUGUUCUAGUAAAUAGAAUAUACACUUAUUCACAACAUGUGUUGAAUUUAAAAAAACUGUCUCUUUGUUAAAUAUAGUUAAAGAAACUUAUAUCAUUCAUGAAUCUAUUUUUGUCUAACCAGUGGUUAGGCUGCUUGACUCGUUGCUGAUCAGAGGUUCAGUUGAAUUUAUUGUGGUUGCUUUAAUGAUUUUCAUAUAAACAUAGGGUGUUACAUUACUAUUAAGCUUAUGAAAGGCCAUAAACUUUGUAUAUUGGAAAAACAUAGUUAAAACUGAAAGAAAUAAUAGUUGAAACUAACUGCCAAAUUUAGAUCCUGAAAGAAAAAACAAUUAUGAUAAAAAGAAAUGAAACCAACUUGUCUUUAAUUUUAAUUAAAGAUUUUAUUAAUUUUUUCAUUUAACUUUUUUAUAUUUAAUUUUUGUUUUUGUUUAAUUUUCAUAUAUUGACCUUAUCUAACAUAACCUUUACAAGAAAGAAUACAACAUGCCGGCUGCUCUGUCAGCUCAAUCUUCCACCUGUUGCAGCCCAUUCAUGUAUCUCUAUACCCCCUCAUGUGUCCUGAAAGUAUUAACAUCCUUUUUAUCACUCCUAGUCUGUCAUCAAAGAAGUAUUUGCAGUAUUCUGGCUGUUAUUCUCCUCCUUGAAGUCUUUAUCACAGGAAGCCAUUAUGGCACCGUGGUUCUAUCGGGCCUGUCUUCCUUCCACUACACAGCACCCCUGUUGGCAACCUUAGGCGAGUGUUUGAAAAUUUCCGUUUACUGUCAAAAUGAGUUGAGAUCUUUCCAUGAAUCUAUGCAACAAUUAUUAAAUCACAGAAAUACAAAUCAGUUAAUGUUCACAUUCUGAAGCUGUAAAGGCUGGGGAGGCCCUUUUGGAGUCAUGUAUUCAUUCUCUUUACUUUUGCAGAAGUGUACUAUUAUGAUAGAGACUAAAGAGCUUAUAUUUGAUGAAAUAAGAAAAUAUUCUUUAGAGUAUCAGAGUAAUGAUUAUACUACAUGAAUAAAGAUGUGAUGAUUUCUUUGACAAUCAUGUGGAACAUAUAUCAAUGAUGGUAUAAUUAAAUUGUGAUCAUAUACCGAUGAUUAUACUGGUGAUUGAUGAAAUAAAAAUGCAAUAAUGUUUGAUCUUCA
Molecule: messenger RNA, 3443 nt
Organism: Girardinichthys multiradiatus
Lineage: Eukaryota; Metazoa; Chordata; Actinopteri; Cyprinodontiformes; Goodeidae
Exons: 13
Coding region: 104-2236 (710 amino acids)
Molecular function (GO): protein binding
Source: RefSeq, a predicted model, not a curated record